Leptinotarsa decemlineata (Colorado potato beetle) is the source of this 835-nucleotide messenger RNA. RefSeq lists its product as uncharacterized. The record is from RefSeq and is a predicted model, not a curated record. NCBI's taxonomy places the organism in Eukaryota, Metazoa, Arthropoda, Insecta, Coleoptera, Chrysomelidae.
ACAAUGUCAAGUCAGACUGUAGUGACGAUCUAACAACCCAAUAUGUUGUGGUUUAUGCUAUUAUGUUGGAACUGUUUAUGAUAAUCAAAAUUAGUCGUUGAAUACAGAACAUAUCGCGUAAAUCCAAAAACAGUUCACAACUGUCCCACUGAUUUUGAACGAUCCGAAGUAGUAGGUACAAACUGAGAAGUAGAAUAAACACAAUUGACAAUACACUGAUACAUUUGCAUUGUUUAUUUGUUUUUCUUCUCUUCAUGUCGUUUUAAGCAUACGAACUCACUAGUGUUGAAAAUGUUACAAUGAUUUUUCACUUGUUUUGGACAGGAUUGUGCAGUAUAUUUGGCUAUUCUGCUUUCAUAGCUUUUCUGCUAUUGAAAAACUAUCCAUCGGCUGUACUGGGAUUACUUUCAGGAACAACUGAUGCUGUUACAUUUUUUAUUAUAUUCUUGAAGAGACGAAAAAUACUGCAUCUUUGGUAUAAUCGGGACGAUUUGAGAAAAAUAUGUCGCUUAGCCAUAGUGUCGGCUACCCUUGGCUUGUUGAACUUGGGAUACCACAUUACGAUUCAAGCUUUCUAUAAAACACCUAUGUUACCACCAGCUAGUAGUGAGGUUAUAUCUAUUGUAUGGUCAUUCAUUUUGAUGAGGAGUGGAAUUGUUUUAAUGUACUAUGCUAUUGUUUAUCAAAAAAGCGAGGAUGUUGGACUAUUGCAAGAUCAUAAUGAAGGACACGAAGAAGAAACAAGGGACGAUACCAUUAUAAGUGUGCCAAGUACUUCCUAAUGUAUACGAUACCAUAAGAAAUAUCUAGACUAUAUUAUAUUUCUAUACGAUCA